ACCCGAUUCCAGUUCUGAGCGGGCCGGCCGAGCAUUCGCACCGUAUCCCGAGACCUACCUCGAGACAGGCCUCGAUACAGAAAAGUUUGACGAGAGUUUGAGAGCCGAGGGAUAAGGAAAAGAGCAAAUAAACGAUAGAGAUCGACGAACAGUUUUGCGUUAAUCUUGUCGGUUAAUGUAGAUCGGUGGUAACCGAUGAUAGCGUCGUUGCGACCACCAGGAUCGAGAGAACCAAUCAGCUCUUGAUCGGGACGACAGGUUCCGUGAGGCAGAGUGCACACGCGACCCUUCCGCUUCGAGGAUCUCCUAAGCCCCGGAAAUGCCGCCCGUUCGACGCGAUCGAGCUGUCGCGUGAAGGAUCAAGAGUGCCCCCCCAAGUGCAGUGCAUACACGAUACCUCGAUUCUUGGAAAAAAAGUUCGGUAAAAUUUCUGCCGUUUCUCUCGUGCGAUCAUCCUUCCUUUCCUUUCCACGUACCGCAAACUCGCGAGGAAUAGGCGUCGCGCUGCUCGCGGCGACCGGAAGCGCCUGGGGACGAGACGAAGACAGUGCUGUUGGGAAUCGAAGAUCGAUCGUAAGUAAGCUCUGCGAAAGAACAUCACGUUUGACGAGCUUGGAGACUCCUACAUCCCCUUGACGUUUUCGAGCAUCGUCCAAGUAUCAAACGCUCGAAGAAGGUGUACGAGCUGCGAACCGUAUCAUUGUCGAAGCAUUGUUAUGUCUUCGCGGUAGUUCCACGAGUUGUGGAGGAACGCGCGCGAAAGGAGCCGAGGUAGAGCGGAAGCGGAGGAACCUUUUUACAGGCAGGCGACAGAGAGCUAUCAAAAUGACGGAAGCAUCGAGGGAACCGGAGCUCGCGGAUCCCGAGAAUCCCGACAAAACUGCUUUGAAUUUGACGGCCUCGUCUAGCAAAUCGAAACCACUACCAGAGCGCGGUACAUGGAGCACCAAACUAGACUUCAUUUUGAGUGUGGUUGGCCUAGCGAUCGGUUUAGGAAACGUGUGGAGAUUUCCGUAUCUCUGUUACAAAAAUGGCGGCGGUGCCUUCUUAAUUCCGUACUUCUUGACGCUGGUACUCGCUGGAAUCCCGAUGUUCUUCAUGGAGCUCGCCCUUGGUCAGAUGCUCACCGUUGGCGGCCUCGGUGUCUUCAAAAUAGCGCCCCUCUUCAAGGGUAUCGGUUACGCGGCGGCUGUCAUGUCCUGUUGGAUGAAUGUCUACUAUAUCGUAAUACUCGCCUGGGCCAUUUUCUACUUCUUCAUGUCCAUGCGUAGCGAAUUACCUUGGGGAAGCUGCAACAACUACUGGAACACGAAGAACUGCGUGAACCCCUAUGACAGGGACUCGUUGUUAUGUUGGAAUAAAGUCGUCAGGCAUACAGAGGUGAAAUGGUGCUCCGUCAACGACGUCAACGUGACGGUCACGGAUCUCACUGAUCCGGUUAAAGAAUUCUGGGAGCGACGAGCGCUCCAGAUCAGCGAGGGCGUGGAACACGUGGGUCACAUUCGCUGGGAACUGGCUGGCACUCUCCUUCUGGUCUGGAUCCUCUGUUACUUCUGCAUUUGGAAGGGUGUAAAGUGGACCGGCAAGGUCGUCUACUUCACCUCCCUUUUCCCUUACGUUCUGCUGACGAUUCUUUUGAUCCGUGGAAUCACGCUGCCUGGGGCCAUGGAGGGCAUUCGAUUUUACAUCAGCCCGAACCUUUCCAAGCUGAAAGAGUCAGAGGUGUGGAUUGACGCGGUCACGCAAAUCUUCUUCUCGUACGGAUUGGGAUUGGGAACCCUAGUGGCUCUAGGUAGUUACAACAAGUUCACGAACAAUGUCUACAAGGACGCUUUAAUCGUGUGCUCGGUGAAUUCGUCGACGAGUAUGUUCGCUGGCUUCGUAAUAUUCUCCGUGGUCGGUUUUAUGGCUCACGAGCAACAGAAGCCUGUCGAGGAGGUCGCUGCUUCCGGUCCGGGAUUAGCAUUUUUAGCUUAUCCUUCGGCGGUUCUCCAGCUUCCAGGAGCGCCUCUUUGGUCUUGCCUGUUCUUUUUUAUGCUUCUUCUCAUCGGGUUGGAUUCUCAGUUUUGCACCAUGGAAGGGUUCAUCACUGCGAUGGUGGACGAGUGGCCUCAGCUGCUUCGUCGACGCAAGGAGAUAUUCAUCGCGAUCGUCUGCGUGCUCUCUUACAUAAUCGGAUUAUCCUGCAUCUCCCAAGGCGGGAUGUACGUCUUCCAGAUCCUCGACUCGUACGCCGUUUCCGGAUUCUGUCUUCUGUUCUUAAUUUUCUUCGAAUGCAUCUCGAUAAGCUGGGCCUUCGGCGUCAACCGAUUUUACGAUGCCAUUAGGGACAUGAUAGGCUACUACCCUCUCAUGUGGUGGAAGCUCUGUUGGACGUUUACUACACCGAUGAUCUGUGUCGGCGUUUUCAUCUUCAAUCUGGUACAAUGGACACCUGUAAAAUAUCUAGACUACGAAUAUCCGUGGUGGUCGCACGUGCUUGGCUGGAUGACAGCCUUAUCGUCGAUGCUCUGUAUACCUGGUUACAUGCUGUACUCCUGGAUGACAACGCCAGGCGACAAUUCAACGAAAUUCAAGUUGUUGGUACGAAUAGAAGACGACGUAGCGAGCCUGCGAAUGAAGAUGGGCCAGCCAUCGCUCGAGUUAACACCGCUUUAACUGCCACGGAUUUAUCUCGACUCCGAAAGGAAUUUAUCUUCCUAAUUUUUACUACUUCCCGACUAUCAUUAAUUUAACAAACUAACCGUAACUAUGUCAUUUUUAUGUUAUCGCUUUCGUGUAACUUCUCGUAGAAUUGUCCGUUUCCUUCGAUUCGGAAAGAACUUUGAUCGUGUUCCCUUUUCCGAACAACAUUUUUGUUAAUUAGAAGACAGUUUUCUUGUUCUUUCUUUCUUUCUUUUUUUUUUUUUUUGUAUGUUCUAGGUAAUAGACUCUUAUUCAACGGAUAGAAGAGUCCCCAUUUAAAAAUACAAGGGGACUAAAGUGUUCAGAAAUCGCGUUUAGUAUGUUAGCUUAAGUGUAUUUAGAUUAUCAAUUAAUAUUUAUAUUAUAAAUACAAGAAAUUUUCGGUGUACGCGAAUAGUUCGCAAAAAAACUGUUGUACGCUUAAACGAUGGAUCGAUGCAAUUUUAUAUUCUGGAAAAAAUCUAAUUGUAAAGAUGGUAGAAACCGUAGUACUUCGCGAACGUUCGAAAUCGCCGAAACUAUUUGCGUAAGCCUAAUCACAAAUUUAGCUGCUGACUUAUUUUAGCGAUAUCGGACGCGUACGGUAAAUCAAAAUAACUGCACAUCUUGAAUUUAACAGGUUGGCCCCUAUGUCACCCAUAUAGUAUAGGUGACAGAGCUUUUCAUAAAAGAAGAAAAACUAAAAGAAUUAAUUCUGAAUAUGAGGUAUUAAAGAAAAUAAAUCUGGAUAGAAUUGGUAAAUUUGGUAAAAUCAGAAAAAUAAGUGCUACGAGCAAAUUGUUAGAUUAUCUAGUUCCCAAUUGUCUUGAAACAUUUUAACUCUGUAGAAAUUUUCACGAGUGUUAGUCUGACAGUCAACGUAUUAAUUAUAAAAAAAAAAUACACAUAUCUCCGCUGCCAUAGUUAUUACGUUUUACUGUUCAAUCGAUAGAUAAGCCGUGAUAUUUUUUAUCAUUAAAAGAGUAAAAAAUAUCUCGGUUUACGUGCGAUUUUAUGGAAGAUGUACAUGCAAACUUUAUUCUUAAUAAAAAUUGUAGAUUUACGUAGGGGGCAAUAGAUAUUCGUUGUAUUAUGUACCAAUAAGAAAAAUCGUUAUCAACGUGUACUAGACUCGAGACUAAAUAUUUGAAAAAGUUUUUUGAUGGAAUCCACUGUAUAUUUAAUUGAAAAUUACUAUAAUUAGAUGUUUCACUAGUGUCUAUUGUAGUCGUAUACAUAUGUUACGCACGUUUCACUUGUAGGAAACGCGAGAGGAAAAAAGAGGAAUAAGAGGAAAAGUAUCUGUACGACAAAAUUCUUUUUUGGUAAAUAAAGGCAAUUGCAGAAAA
This is a messenger RNA of Hylaeus anthracinus, 4013 nucleotides long. It is a transcript of the gene Gat-a, whose product is annotated as sodium- and chloride-dependent GABA transporter 1-like. Gene Ontology annotation, cellular component: membrane. The coding region runs from base 826 to 2658 and encodes 610 amino acids. The transcript has 9 exons. The record is from RefSeq and is a predicted model, not a curated record. NCBI's taxonomy places the organism in Eukaryota, Metazoa, Arthropoda, Insecta, Hymenoptera, Colletidae. Gene Ontology annotation, biological process: sodium ion transmembrane transport.